AUGACAGAUCGUGACUACGUCGUUACCGGGCACGGCACCAACAAGGAGGGCAAUCACUGGUGCACGCGCGAUUAUGGGAGCCGCGGUACUGGUCACCAUUACUCUAACCAGUUCAGACGGCUCCUUUACUAUGAGAAUCCAAACGGGUCCAAAUACUACGAGAACGCGGACGGAAAAGCAACUUUCACAACCCCGGAUGACCAUAUCGUCAAGCUCCAGAAGUAA
Suillus subaureus is the source of this 225-nucleotide messenger RNA. RefSeq lists its product as uncharacterized. NCBI's taxonomy places the organism in Eukaryota, Fungi, Basidiomycota, Agaricomycetes, Boletales, Suillaceae. Bases 1 to 225 code for a protein of 74 amino acids. The transcript has 3 exons. The record is from RefSeq and is a predicted model, not a curated record.